Messenger RNA from Zea mays, 2204 nucleotides. Its product is annotated as histone H3.v1. The transcript is spliced from 10 exons. Lineage: Eukaryota; Viridiplantae; Streptophyta; Magnoliopsida; Poales; Poaceae. Gene Ontology annotation, biological process: transcription by RNA polymerase I; nucleosome assembly. Gene Ontology annotation, molecular function: histone binding; DNA binding. The record is from RefSeq and is a predicted model, not a curated record. Gene Ontology annotation, cellular component: nucleolus. The coding region runs from base 528 to 1907 and encodes 459 amino acids.
AGCUGGGCGCAGUUUGCGCCGCGCCCGUGCCGUGCCUUCCGCGGGCGUCGCUGCUCGUGAUCGCGACGCGAGGGCUUUGUUUGUGGUAUGAUCCCCGCACGCGCGUCUCCAGCAGCCCCCGCGCAACGGGCCGGGGGCGGACAGGGGGAUCGACCAGGCGGAUCGAUCCGCUUAUAGCUCCGGCCGCGGGCAGGGGAGAAACGGAGAUGAGAGGGGCCGCGCGAGAGGAUGCCCGCCCACGCGCGCGUGGAAGACGCUGCCUCCUAUAUAUACCAGGAGGGCUCGCGCAUCCGCCCAGGCGCGCACCCUUCGUUUUCCCCAGAUCGACGAACAACGGACCAAGUCAGGGCGGGCUGCCUCCGAUUCGUCUCGUCGCGAGUCGACGACGACCCUUGCGGAUCGGCCGGCUCUGCAUCUCGUCGACUUUGUAACAGGAUCGCUGCACGUACGGCAUUCGGCAUCACGAUCUCGUGAAAGAUCGUGAGGCAUUCUCCUGAAGUUAUUAGGCUCAGUUGGACUGUGAACAGAUGUCGAGCAAGUCUGACAACGGAACCAAUGAGCAGUUGGUGGACGAAUAUUAUGACCAAGACGAGGACGACCUAGGUGACUUCAUUGUGUAUAGCGACGACGACGAUGAGUCGUUGAAGCACAAGCAGCACCAGCAGGAGAUGGAGGAUGAGCAACAGCAGGAGGAUGAGAUGGAACAGCAGCAGCAGGAGGAUGAGAUGGAAGAGGAAAUCGAAGAGGAGGUAGAGGUUGAGGAAGAAGAGGAGGCACCAGUUGGGCAGCAAGAGAUCCUCAGCCUGAGGGAGCAGUUAAAGGAGGAAAUCAGAAGGAAGAACGCGGCAAUGGUCCCCAGCGCUCACAAACCUGAUUUAUCGUCACCAUCCAAGAACCAGACGAUGCCAACCGUCAAUGACGGAUACGGCACCUUCUUUGGGCCAUCAAAGCCAGUGCUUGCUCGCCGAGUCAUCGAAGAAGGGUGUUCAUCAUCGAUGAUGAAAGAUCUACAGAAUAUACCGUCGUCCAAAAGAGAUGUUUCCUUGGCUUCGAAGAUGCGACCAGGUGCGGUUCAGAAUGUGCAGAAACAAAAGUUUGUUAGCGAGGAGAAAAGAAAGGCCGACACACUCCGAAAGAAUCGAGAUUACUCGUGUCUGUUCUCAGAUGAUGCUGAUACUCACCCCCCUACUGAAGGUCAUCCUAGUAGUAGGGCCUCUCUUGCUCUCAAAUCUGAGGCUCAAGAUGGUGGGCCGGUGAAUGCCAGGAAAGGCACAGCUCAACCUGCCACAUUAUCUCUCGGAAAGAAGGCUCAUGCAGAAAGAAAAGGCACUAUAGCUUCUGGUAGAAACAGCCUGCCUAAUAACUUGAAGAAGAAAUCUCCAGGUUUGCUAUCAUCCUCGAAAAGCCAAGAGCUGCAGCCGUCACUCCAUAACAAGAGGCUGCAGGCAUCGAUUCCUGGCCAGAAACUGCGGCAGCAAUCGCAGAGUCAUCAGAGGCCGCAAGGCAAUGGACGUCAGCCACCGUUGCAAGGUCGACGUCUACAAGGUCAGCUCAUUGGUCAGAACAGAUCGGCUGCGCAAAACGCGAGAUUGAAAUCAGCACAAAAACAGCUCAUCCAUUCCUCAGAAUUCAAGGCCUCUCGUGGAGUAGAAAAGUAUACAGUAAAAAGAAGGAAAUCCAGUGAUGACAGACAAAUAAUGCAUAGCUAUCACAAAUUUGCUGGCAGCGACGAUGAAGACGAGAGUGACAUGGAAGCUGAUUUUGCUAGCAUACAAAGGGAAGAAAGAAGAAGCGCGGCACUUGCAAGGAGAGAGGACGAGGAGCAGCUCCGGUUGAUCAAGGAGGAAGAGAGGCGCGAGCGCGCGAACAAGAGAAAAAGAGCAGCACAAAAGGAGAGUAGGAGUUAGUUAGAAGCUGCCAGUUCUUAAAAUCAUGUAUUCUAAGAUGUGGCCAAAGGUUAAGUUAUAUUGAUAUGGUAGUCUAUCAUGUAGUUUAUUGACUUAUUCCCAGUGGAAGAAAAUCUACCUAUAUGUAGCUACGUGAUGCCAACAUGUACGGACUAGGCCAGACCUAGUUGGCCAACUACUCAGAACAAAUAUAUGAAGAGUCUAUAAUAGAAAAAAAAAUGGAUCCAUCAUACAAAUAGAGAGGGUGCUCGAGUUUGUUCACACCUCUCACUCUCCGAUCCAUUUGUCUUCUUUCAU